Lodderomyces pseudojiufengensis is the source of this 744-nucleotide messenger RNA. RefSeq names its product ubiquinone biosynthesis protein. Bases 1 to 744 code for a protein of 247 amino acids. Gene Ontology annotation, molecular function: lipid binding. Gene Ontology annotation, cellular component: mitochondrial inner membrane. The transcript has a single exon. The record is from RefSeq and is a predicted model, not a curated record. Gene Ontology annotation, biological process: ubiquinone biosynthetic process. NCBI's taxonomy places the organism in Eukaryota, Fungi, Ascomycota, Pichiomycetes, Serinales, Debaryomycetaceae.
AUGUUCAAUAUCAUUAGACCAAGAUUAGUACCGUCUCUAAAGAACAGAUUUUAUCAUUCGUCAAGUCAUCCAGGUACAAACAAUAUAAUAAAUGAAAAUAUAAUAGAGUCACGAAUAUUAAAUAAAGCAGUAGAAUAUAUUCCAAAAUAUGGAUUCAAUUCAACAAAACCUAUAAUAAAUGCUAUAAAGGACUUAAAUUACUCAGAUUCUAUAACAUCCUUAUUCACAUCCAAUCCUAAUGGAAAUUCACUCCCAUUUCAAUUAACUUUAUAUUGGUUAAAAUUAAAAAGAUUAGAAUUAGAUAAUUUCGCUAAAACAACAACUUUAGAAAACAAUCAAUAUCUGAAUCUACAAAAAUUAAUAAUAGAAAGAUUGUCAUAUAAUGAACCAGUUAUAUCAAAAUUACAAGAAGCAAUGAGUCUUUUAAUUUUACCAUAUAACAUAACACAAUCAAUUGAAGAAUUAAUGGAAUUAAGUGAUGAUUUAACUUAUUAUUCAGGUGAUAAAUCAAAUGAUUUUAAUUGGUAUUCAAAAAGAUUUUGUAUUGGAUCAAUAUAUUUAAAAAGUGAAUUAUUUAUGUUGAAAGAUACAAGUUAUAAUUUUGAAAUGACAAAAUUAUUUGUUAAUGAAAAAUUAAAAGAAUAUGAAAAUUUAAGUAAUGGAAUUGUUAAUUUUGAACAAUGGUGUGAAUUCAAUGCUAUUGGAUUAGUAAAUUUGAUUAAAUCUCAAUUGAUUAGAGGAUAA